Messenger RNA from Parus major (Great Tit), 3913 nucleotides. It is a transcript of the gene CLRN2, whose product is annotated as clarin 2. Lineage: Eukaryota; Metazoa; Chordata; Aves; Passeriformes; Paridae. The record is from RefSeq and is a predicted model, not a curated record. The coding region runs from base 453 to 1151 and encodes 232 amino acids. The transcript is spliced from 4 exons.
UUAAUUAAUUAGUGGCUCCGAAGGUCCCCCAGGACUCGGGUAGCAGUAACCGUAGAAGUGCGGUCAAUUACGGCCGGUUUUCUUUAGUGCUCAUGGAUCGCACCUGUCGCUUCAGCUAUACCUCAUGAGUGCCUUGGGCUAUGGCACGGCUGGCCAGGCUACCAUACCAGGCUGCGAGGGGCUUCGUGCGCUCCGUUGUAGUUCAGAAGAUUCUAGACCAUUCAUUUCUCUCCCUCAGAUAGCUCUGCCUGCAGUGACAUUUAGAGGCUGGGUGGGAGCAAGCGCCGGGAAGCUCAGCAUGGCUGAGAUUAACUGCUGGACCUUCAAAAUACAAAGAGAAGUAUUUUGAAAUGCCUGGUAUUCAGCUGUGGAUUUUGGAGCAUGAUGAAAAAUGGGAAAUACAUCUGACUACUGCAGAGAGGGCUUGGAGAUGAUCCCUCGAAAACACUAGGAUGCCUGGCUGCUUUAAAAAGACAUUAUUUGCUUUGGCUUCUCUAGUAAGUUUUGUGUCUUUUCUCUUGAUUGUUGUUGCAAUGGGGACCCCAAAGUGGAUGACCGGAAAGAUCCUUUGCAAAACAGGGGCUGAUUUGGUCAAUGCCACAGAUCCAGAGCUGAUCAAGUUCAUUGGAGAAAUUUACUACGGACUCUUUCGGGGCGGCAAAAUACGCCAAUGUGGCUUGGGCGGGCGGCGUUCCAAAUUCACAAUUUUCCCCCACAUGGUGAAAAAGUUGAAUACGGGUCUGCAUGUGAUGAUCAUAAUAUUCCUCUGUGUGGCCAUUUUCUUUUCUCUGGUCAGUUUUGGAUUCUGCAUUCUUAACACAAUAAAAGUUCCUUACCGGGCUAUUAACGGUCCAGCAGGAGCAUGCCUUUGGAACUUCCUUGCAGGUGGAUUUGUAGUACUUGCAGUCACCAGCUUCAUGGCUGCUGUGAAACUUCAUCACCUCACAGAAAGAAUUGCCAAUUUUCAGGAAAAUAUCUUUCGGUUUGUUAUCUUAGAAGAACGCUUUGAAGACUGUUUUUGGAUUUGUGUGGCAAGUGCCACAUCACAUGCAGUGAAUUUGCUGCUAAUAGCCAUUAGUGGGAUUCAUUUCCCUAAAAUUAAGACUAAAACAGAAGAAGUGAAUGUUACAGCAGAAGAUAUCAUGUACUAACAAAUCUACACAAAACAAUUUUGGUCAAGUUAACUGUUGUGUCAGGAAGAGUUUCUUGGCUCUUCAGCCUUUGUUUUGGAUAGAUGAUUUACUUAUGUCAGUCUACAAUACCAGCAACUAACAUGUCUGGGAAAAAAAUAAUAUAUACUCCUAUAAAUGUCAUUAUUCUCAAAACAGACUGAUAUCUGCAGUGAAUAUAUGCUGUUCCUCUGUUUUCAGAAAAUUUUCACUUUGGGGUAUUUUAGAAAACUAAGGUCAAAUAUUUCAUCAAACAAAAUGUCUUCUUUGUUUAGAAAGACAACUUGUUUAUCACAAAUCUUUGAAACUAUAAGGUUAUUUCAAAACAGAAUGUGUAUUUGGCAUUUAUUUUCACAGAAUUAUCUAGAGCAUAUUGAGAGGGACAUAUAUGUUUAAUGAUGUUAUACAGCAUUGAAAACUUCAUCAUCUGUGAAGCUGAAGUUAAGGAGCAGCAAAGGCUAAGUGUGUGUGUAUGAAAUGUUUUUAAAACAGAAAUUACCCAAUACCACAAGGCAAAGAGGUGAGAAAUGUAAAGUAUAUGGGAUGCUAUUUGUCUAGGAAGAAAAAAUUAUUAGCUGCUAAAUGAAUGUUUCAUUGCAGCUUCUGGAAGUAAACAGAUUAAUGGUAAUAGUGGUUUUAGAUAACCUGGAAAACAUUAAUCUGACAGAUUAAUUUUCUUCAUAACUGUGUUAAUUAACAGUUAGCUCUAUGUGAAAUCAAGUAAUAGUGAGGUAUUGUGAAACAGUAUUGAAAUUAAUAGAACUGCCUAAAUUGAUGGAAAAAUUACUUUCUUAGGAAGUACCAUAUUUUUGACAUGGAUUUAACCAACUCUUGGGUCCCAAACAGCAAAUAUUUUUGAGAAAAGAAUAUGGAAUAUAUCAUUUAGAAUGGAUACAGUGGCCUAUACCAUCUCUGGGUUUGGCUCUACAAGGUUAGCAGGAUUAUGAGUGAAGCAGAAAUUUGUGAGGUCCUCCUGCAAUAGGUCCUACUAACCUGUGUUCUUCCAAACACCAUGAGCCACUUUUUUUUUGGUUGUUUUUUUUCCCCCCAGGAGCGCUAAAAUUAUUUUUAAAGAUUUAAAAGAUAGAUUAAAAAUUAUGAUGAGUCUAGAGAAGUGUUAGAACUGUCUAGAGAACAAUUUUAGCAUAAAGGAGACUCAAUAAAGCAGAAAAAGUUCCUAUUUUAUACCACCCUCUUACUUCAUUUUCUUCUAAAUUCACUGGUGCUUUCACUCAGACUGAACCCUGGGACACAACUCCAGAAAGAUGAUACAAUAGCCAGUACAUGGAUAGGCAGCAAACAAACCCAGUCUACGAAGGUGUCUUAGAUGGUAACAACUUAGUAGUGCCCUGAAAACUGCCCACAGGGUCCCCUGUGGUACCACCACCUUCCUCUCCCAGAAAAUUCUGAGUGGCUUUGAGAUAGAAAAACUUGAAGUGCAACAUAAUUACACAAGUAGAAAAUGUAAUACUUGCCAUUUGUAAUUGUUCUAUGAACAUGUAUAAUUUAGAUGUAGUUACUGUACAGAAAGAAUUAUAUUGUGGCAUGUAACUUAGCUUUUACUAAAUAUAAUUCUCUUCAGGAGGUAAGAAGGAAGCAGAUUCUUAAAUCCUCCAUAUUGAGUGAUGGCUUUGAAAAUGCUUUUCAGUAGUAUUAAUAUGCAUGCACUGCAACAUAUUUUCAUUCUGAUAAUGAGCUGCUUGAUGGCCCCCAAAUUUCCACCUCCUUCAAAAAUAUUGAAUAAGAAUCAUGGGACUAUUUAGGUAAGGACAAGAUUAAAGAUUUGUUGGAGUGGAUUCCUAGGUAGGUCACAGUAGCUCUGAAAGAACCUGUAGGAUGCACUGUAUACAUGAAGUUAAAGGGGGAUAAUUGGGCUGAUUAGCAUUGUAAUUUCUUGGUUCGGAUCAAUUCAACAAUGGAGCAUACUCUGCAGUAAAGGUCCAAGAGAAGAUUUCUCUUACAGCAGACCUAUGAAGCAUCAUUGUGAAAUACUGCAGCUGCACAAAUUGAAUGACCAAAUAACAUUAUCACCCAAUGACUGUAUUGUGACCUGUGAGAAAACAGUAUUUUCAGUUUAGAGUGAACAGAAGUAUUGCCAUGGAUUGACUAAACUUAAUGAAACAGAUGUAAGGCUAUAUUAAACUUCCAGCUGCACAUAUUGUCUGAGUUUAAGCACUGCUAAGAUACACUGAUAGGUCAAUGCAUGGAAUAUUUCCCCUGGAAAAUUUUGUCUGGAGAAAAAAAGGUUAAAUGCAGUCAUACAUAUUUGAAAAGUACAAUUACAAAGCCCUGGGGUUAACAAUAGGUAAGUUUACCACUUGCACCUUUUCAGCUUUCCCUUGUACCUCAUAAAUUAGUUUCAAAAAUGUGCAACUUGAUAUAUGUGAUCUACUUUAUUUACACAAUUUUAUUAUGUUUCACAUAGCAUAUCUGACCAUAUGCAUGCUCAACAUGUGGAAAUGAUACUUCUCUGGGGGCACUUCUUACCUUGGAAGAUUUGAAAUCCCAGAUGAGAACAUUUAUGACUAAUAUCUGCCCAGAACUUUGAAGACGUUAUGGGUCCAAUCCUGUCUUUCCUUAAAAUUAAAGACAACUUCAUAUAUCCCAAAAAUACCACUUAAUUUGUACGUGCAGAAUAAAAUAUAUAAGCAGUAUGAAUGUAGAGAAGCUAUGGAGUUUAAAGAACUAAAAAACUGUUCAUUGUAUCCAAGAGCCUUGCCAAAAUAAAUGAAGCUAAAAAUUAA